Molecule: messenger RNA, 1881 nt
Organism: Puma concolor (puma)
Lineage: Eukaryota; Metazoa; Chordata; Mammalia; Carnivora; Felidae
Gene: SREK1
Product: splicing regulatory glutamic acid and lysine rich protein 1
Cellular component (GO): nucleoplasm
Molecular function (GO): RNA binding
Source: RefSeq, a predicted model, not a curated record
AUGAACCCCGGCGGCGGCUUCGGGUUGGCUUUAGGCUUCGGCCUCACCCCUACGGCGGUGAUUCAGGUGACCAAUCUGUCGUCGGCGGUGACCAGCGAGCAGAUGCGUACGCUUUUUUCCUUCGUAGGAGAAAUAGAGGAGCUGCGGCUCUACCCCCCGGACAACACACCUCUUGCUUUUUCUUCCAAAGUAUGUUAUGUUAAGUUUCGUGACCCAUCAAGUGUUGGCGUGGCCCAGCAUCUAACUAACACGGUUUUUAUUGACAGAGCUCUGAUAGUUGUACCUUGUGCAGAAGGUAAAAUUCCAGAGGAAUCCAAAGCUCUCUCUUUAUUGGCUCCUGCUCCAACCAUGACAAGUCUCAUGCCUGGUGCAGGCUUGCUUCCCAUUCCGACCCCAAAUCCCUUGACUACAUUGGGUGUUUCCCUUAGCAGUUUGGGAGCUAUACCAGCAGCAGCACUAGACCCCAACAUUGCAACACUUGGAGAGAUACCACAGCCACCGCUUAUGGGAAAUGUGGAUCCUUCCAAAAUUGAUGAAAUUAGGAGAACAGUCUACGUUGGCAAUUUGAAUUCCCAGACAACGACAGCUGAUCAACUUCUUGAAUUUUUUAAACAAGUUGGAGAAGUGAAGUUUGUGCGGAUGGCAGGUGAUGAGACUCAGCCAACUCGGUUUGCUUUUGUGGAAUUUGCAGACCAAAAUUCUGUACCAAGGGCCCUUGCUUUUAAUGGAGUUAUGUUUGGAGACAGGCCACUGAAAAUUAAUCACUCCAACAAUGCAAUAGUAAAACCCCCUGAGAUGACACCUCAGGCUGCAGCUAAGGAGUUAGAAGAAGUAAUGAAGCGAGUGCGAGAGGCUCAGUCAUUUAUCUCAGCAGCCAUUGAACCAGAGUCUGGAAAGAGCAAUGAAAGAAAAGGCGGUCGAUCUCGUUCCCACACUCGCUCAAAAUCCAGGUCUAGUUCAAAAUCCCAUUCUAGACGAAAAAGAUCACAGUCAAAACACAGGAGUAGAUCCCAUAAUAGAUCACGUUCAAGACAAAAAGACAGACGUAGAUCUAAGAGCCCACAUAAAAAGCGCUCUAAAUCAAGGGAGAGACGGAAGUCACGGAGUCGUUCACGUUCACGGGACAAGAGAAAAGACACCCGAGAAAAGAUCAAGGAAAAGGAAAGAGUGAAAGAAAAAGAUAGAGAAAAGGAAAGGGAAAAAGAGAGAGACAGGGAGAAGGAACGUGAAAAAGAAAAGGAACGGGGUAAAAACAAAGAUAAAGACCGGGAAAAGGACCGGGAUAAAGACAAGGAAAAAGACAGAGAGAGAGAGCGGGAAAAAGAGCAUGAAAAGGAGCGAGACAAGGAAAAGGAAAAGGAGCAGGACAAAGAAAAGGAACGGGACAAGGACAGAUCCAAAGAGAUAGAUGAGAAAAGAAAGAAGGAUAAAAAAUCCAGAACACCACCCAGAAGUUACAAUGCAUCAAGAAGAUCUCGUAGUUCCAGCAGGGAAAGGCGUAGGAGGAGAAGCAGGAGUUCUUCCAGAUCACCAAGAACAUCAAAAACUGUAAAAAGGAAAUCUUCCAGGUCUCCAUCCCCUAGGGGCAGAAAUAAGAAGGAUAAAAAGAGAGAAAAAGAAAGGGACCACAUCAGUGAAAGAAGAGAGAGAGAACGUUCAACCUCCACAAGAAAGAGUUCUAAUGACCGAGAUGGAAAGGAAAAGUUGGAGAAGAAUAAUACUUCACUUAAAGAGAAGGAACACAAUAAAGAACCAGAUUCAAGUGUGGGCAAAGAAGUAGAUGACAAGGAUGCACCAAGGACUGAGGAAAACAAAGUCCAGCAAAAUGGGAAUUGUCAGCCAAAUGAAGAAAACCUCUCUACCAAAACAGAAGCAGUGUAG